GCCGAUUUCUGUCCUUCCUGACCAGUCGCCCGCUGGAAAAAUGAAAAUGGAGUCUUGGGUUCCUCUUUUCAAUAUUUUCUUGAACUCGACAUGCCCAGAAACCGACGCCUCUCUGUGGCUCCAACAAUCUUUCAAGCUCGCGUCUCCAUCCAUAUCAACAACUUCUUUCAUUUCACUACUUACAAGGAAUAUUGACGUCCAUAUCGUAGACCCUUCAUCUCCAUCAAACCACACAAAAAGUGUUAUGUGGAUAAGGACGCUGCCCGAUGCAGUUCAAGCUCGCAUACUGUCGUUUCUUUCAUAUGAGAGCGGAAAGUUCCGUAAAAGAGACCUGUGUAGUCUGGCUGAGAAGACUUUGCGUGACGGAUUGGAGCUUGAUUUCUGGGUAAAGAGCGCUGCACAGCAGCUGCUUGAUGUUGUGUCUGACUCAAAAUGUGAGUGGGCUUUUUGCUCAGAAUUGGAGGAUGAAUUUGGAUCUUUGCCGGCAUGGCUUAAAGAUGUUGCUGGUAAGAGUGAUAAGGUUCUUCCAUGGCUGCCAAUAUCGCGGAAUGAACUCAUUUCAAGAAUGCAAUUCAGCAGUUCCAGUGAAAAUGAUGAUUUGGUUGUUGAAAUUGAAGAGGACAAAGAAGAUAACUCAGAUGAAGUAAUGGAAGAAGGCAGCGUCAGCUCUUCUGAAGAUGAUGCUUCUUUAGAUCCCGGAGUGGAAAAAAUGGCAGCUUGCCUGAAAAUCAAGAUACUGAACUCUGAAUCUACAUUUCAUACAAUAGAAAUGGCCAGGGAAAUACAACGGCUUACCAAAGGAGGAGGGAAUGAUGCUUUGGCGAUUUUAAGCUUGAUUGAACCCUGGAAGGCAGAUGAUGAGACAGUCUCUAUUCUAAUUUCCCACCUGGUGGGUGAAAAGGAAGAUGAGCAUGUUUGGUCGAGUUUUAUUCUCUGCUCAUUUGUUCUUCCCAAACUUUUAGAGCUCCACGAACCUGCAUCUCGGGUGCUAAUAACAGCAAUUGUGGAAUACUGCAAGGUUUAUCAUAAAGCGGCGGAGUAUGCUCUGUUGCUUCCAUUGAUGCUAAAAAAUGGAGGCAUAAACAAUCCGAUUUGUGAUGUUAUUACCAGGAUUGUGAAGGAAUGCUUGCACCCUGGUCAGGCUUCAUCCCUCUGUCAGAGACUCAUAUGUGAACAGGAAGUUGACCCUAAGUUAAUUUGCCUUCCGUGUCACCAAUGUUUGAUUGGCAGUGAAAUGGUAUGGACAGAAUCAUUAUUUGUUUUGAUGCAAAAUAUUCUAAACCAUGACAUUCCUUUGACUCAAGACUCGGUCGACCGAUUGGUUUAUUGCGCUUGCGAGUGUGCCCGAAAGUUCUCCAAGUCUUUGAAGUUCUGCAACUUUUUGUUAUGUUUGGUAAACAAGUGUGGACAUCUGUUAAAAACACAGAAAGUAGCUUUGAUGGAUGCUGUUUCACAUACCAGCACACUUGUAACAAAAUCAAUACUAUCAAAGUUAUCUUCCUUGUGAAUGAUGAUGCUUUUCAAACCAUGUAUAGCUAUUGGACUUCCCUUCUCAUCCUUUCUCCAAGAACGGCAUGAUGUCGGGCUGUUUAAUCUAAGAUCACACCGUUGAGAGUUUUCCCGAUCUCACACUUUAACCCCAGUACCCCACCAUAGCUGUAUGGUCUCAGGCCAGAUGAAUAAAAGGGAUAAAUAAUGACAAAAGAUAAGGUCUACGCCUUCUAUUGAUAUUGCUAUCACCGUUCAAAGUUGCUGUCAUCUUUUUUGUUUAUUACAGACACACAUAUAUAUCUACCCUGUUAGAUUCAUUAACAAAACAUCUUUUUGGUAAUGUGUCUCUCUCUAAGUGUGCAUGUGCAUGUUUGUCAUCCACUUCUAUUGUCAUAUAGCAUAGCAGAGUAACAACUUGAAGUUCAAUUACUCGCUCACUCUCUUAUACUUUUCCCUUA
Messenger RNA from Cuscuta epithymum, 1949 nucleotides. Lineage: Eukaryota; Viridiplantae; Streptophyta; Magnoliopsida; Solanales; Convolvulaceae. The record is from the annotation of a GenBank genome assembly.